CGACUAUUGGUCGUGUCCGGAUCCGACGACAGGGAAAGCGAAAUCCGCUGCCACCUGGUCGAGGUACGCCUGUCAGAGGUCCGUGAAGCCGAAAAUGGGUACACGGCGCUUUCGUACGCGUGGGGAACCGGGGACCGCAACUGUGAGAUAUGGAUCGGGGCACACAAGUGUCUCAUCAAUCCCAAUCUCGAGUCGGCACUCCGCCAUCUGCGCUGCCAGGACCGUCCCAUCCGACUCUGGAUCGAUGCGCUCUGUAUCAACCAGACGGAUCUCCUCGAGCGCAACCAGCAGGUACAGCAGAUGCGCAGCAUAUACGCCGCAGCCUCGGAGACAGUCAUCUACCUCGGAGCCCAGGAUGGUGGCAACACCGGCCGCUCUGCUUGGAACUUUCUCGAACGGAAUAGCUCCUGGGCCUGGAAUGACCACCAGGACCGUGACUACACAUUGAGGGAUGUCGAAAUUGACGUGCUAUCCCGGCCAUGGUUCCGAAGACUUUGGGUUUUCCAGGAGGCCGUGGUCUCGAGAUGCUUGUCUAUACAGUGCGGUCCUCGGCGCAUCGCCUGGGACGACUUCUGC
Cryphonectria parasitica EP155 is the source of this 576-nucleotide messenger RNA. Its product is annotated as HET-domain-containing protein. The annotation marks the transcript as partial. The transcript has 2 exons. Lineage: Eukaryota; Fungi; Ascomycota; Sordariomycetes; Diaporthales; Cryphonectriaceae. The record is from RefSeq and is a predicted model, not a curated record.